UCCAAAUGCAAUAAAUAUUAGAGCCGGAGGGAGAACCAGGUAGAGUUGGACAGAAAUCACAGCAAAAAUGGCAGAAGGCAAAUCACACACCACGUGAUAGAUCUGUAGCUGCUUUAGCGACACCUGUUGCUUUGUUUGCAAACUUUCCUUUACUGCUCUAAAUGUACUUCCAUUACCUUUUCUAGUUUUCUUCUUUCAUUCCACUCCCUAAAUACUUUCUCUGUCUGAUUUCGUUUUACUCAUUUUCUGGGCUCCAUUUCUUCUUCAUACACUUUGAAGUUUAUAAUGAUGGCUACUCUCAACUUGGGGUAUGCACCCUCAACGGGAGUAUUUAAUGUCGUUAUGAGUUCCAAGGGUAGUCCAAAUCGUGUUCAGUCUUUUUCCACCACCACCACCUGUAACGGCGGAGAUAAUGGCGGCGGUGAGUUUCCCUCGUUUCUUCCGAAAGAGGUGGAGAAAAUCAAAGACCCAUUUGCUAGAUCUUUGGCGAGAAGAAUAGUAAGGCUUCCUGUUCAGAUGGGUUCUUCAGAAAACUAUAUUAUGAGUAGUUGUAUCAAACCAUUGACAAAAACUAAAAGCAAUCCAGUGGUUCUCCUUCAUUGUUUUGACAGUUCCUGUUUAGAAUGGAGAUGCACAUACCCCUUGCUUGAAGAGGCUGGUUUGGAAGCUUGGGCUGUUGAUGUUCUUGGUUGGGGCUUUUCUGAUUUAGAAAUUCGUCCAUCAUGUGAUGUAGCGUCUAAACGACAUCACCUGUAUCAGUUUUGGAAGGAAUACAUCAAAAGGCCAAUGAUAUUAGUUGGACCAAGCCUUGGAGCCUCUGUUGCUAUAGAUUUUACCGUCAAUUAUCCGGAUGCUGUUGAAAAGCUGGUUGUAAUCAAUCCUAGUGUUUAUGCUGAAGGCACAAAACAUUUGGCUAAAUUACCCAAAACGGUAGCCUAUGCUGGGGUUUCUUUUCUGCAGAGCCUUCCAUUGCGCUUUUAUGGAAAUUUAAUAGCCUUCAAUGGCAUUCCAUUCCAUACAAUCUUAGAUUGGACUAAUGUGGGCCGACUACAUUGCCUGCUGCCUUGGUGGAAAGAUGCAACCAUUAGUUUUAUGUUUAGUGGGGGAUACAAUGUCAUUUCUCAAAUUAAACAGGUAAAGAAGAAGACUCUCAUCAUAAAUGGCGAGCUUGAUCAGAUUGUGAGCUACAAGCUUGUAGUGCAGCUGCAUUCUGAACUAUCGGACGCGAUUAUAAGACAAAUAGCAGACACUGGUCAUCUUCCCCAUGUUGAUAAGCCUGAUUCUGUAGCAAAGUUGAUUGUAGAUUUUGUAUGUGAUCAACUUCCUAGAAAUCAAAUGCUUAACGCUGCGAUGUUGCAAUCAUCGAGAGCCUGUGUUAUUUCCAAGUAAAUUUAUAACUUUACUGUUAGAAUGUUAAUGUCUCAUAUCACAGUUUAUAGUGAAAUGAUUGAUAGAAGUUCAAUUUGCUCAUUAAA
Messenger RNA from Mercurialis annua (annual mercury), 1475 nucleotides. Its product is annotated as alpha/beta hydrolase domain-containing protein VTE7. The coding region runs from base 286 to 1389 and encodes 367 amino acids. The record is from RefSeq and is a predicted model, not a curated record. NCBI's taxonomy places the organism in Eukaryota, Viridiplantae, Streptophyta, Magnoliopsida, Malpighiales, Euphorbiaceae. Gene Ontology annotation, molecular function: catalytic activity. The transcript has 10 exons.